Molecule: messenger RNA, 1400 nt
Organism: Phragmites australis (common reed)
Lineage: Eukaryota; Viridiplantae; Streptophyta; Magnoliopsida; Poales; Poaceae
Product: RNA exonuclease 4-like
Exons: 7
Coding region: 170-1183 (337 amino acids)
Biological process (GO): rRNA processing
Cellular component (GO): nucleus
Molecular function (GO): nucleic acid binding; 3'-5' exonuclease activity
Source: RefSeq, a predicted model, not a curated record
UUAGGUUGCGAUAACUGCAACUUUAUCUUCAGAAUGGCAAGGCUGUGGGUAUCCCCUCGUGAAGGUUCUAUCUUUCGGCAUUGUCUAUAAAUAGCCUCCCCGCAUCGCCCAUCAUCUCCAACCUCGAGAAUUCAGGGACCUUGACCGAACUGUAGGAAUCUGAGGAGUGAUGGACAACAGGAGAGAGUCCUCAGAGACCUUGAGGAAUAAAUGUGCGGCCUGCUUUAGGCAGUACAACAGGAUGGAGCACCUGGUAGAGCACAUGAAGGUCUCCUACCACUCCGUCCACGAGCCCAAGUGCGGCGUCUGCCAGAAGCACUGCCGCUCGUUGGAGUCGCUCAGGGAGCACCUCAUCGGGCCACUGCCGAAGGUGGAGUGCGCGCAAGUCUUCAGCGUUCGUGGCUGCAGCAUCUGCCUCAACAUCUUCGACAGCAACACUGCCGUCAGAUAUCACCGUGCUGCCUGCCAAUACUCUCGUGCCACUCCGGUGAUGAUGCCUAGGGGUGCCAUAAGUGGUCGUGCGGUUGCUCUGGCUUGUAAAAUGGUUGGGGGAGGGAGUGACGGCUCAGCCGACCUUUGUGCAAGGGUUUGCCUCAUUGGAGAAGACGAGAACAUCAUCUUCCAGACCUAUGUCAAACCUACAGCUCCUGUCACCAACUACAAGUACGAAGUGACAGGGAUAAGGCCAGAGUACUUGAGGGACGCAAUGCCACUGAAGCUUGUGCAGAGGAGGAUCCAAGACAUCCUGUGCAACGGGGAGCCUCUGUGGAAGUUACGCCCAAGGAGUUCUGGAAGGGCAAGGAUCCUUGUUGGCCAUGGCCUGGACCAUGAUCUUGAGCGCAUAGGGUUGGAGUACCCGGCAUUCAUGAUCAGGGAUACUGCAAAGUACCCACCAUUGAUGAAGACUAGCAAGCUGAGUAACUCUCUAAAGUACCUUACACAAGCAUAUCUUGGGUAUGAUAUCCAUACUGGUAUUCAGGAUCCUUACGAGGACUGUGUAGCAGCAAUGAGGCUCUACAUCAGGAUGAGAUCACAAGCUCACCCAAGGGAUUACGCCUCCGGUUCAGGUGAGGCGCAGAACAACUACCCGGCCUGGAGGCAGAGGGAGCUGGAGAGGAUGAGCCCAGAAGAACUCCUGGCACUUUCAGCAUCAGACUACUAUUGCUGGUGCUUAGACUCCUGAACUGAUCGGCUAAAGAGAAUAAGGAUGGGCCAAUAUUGUUGGCUAAUUCAUAUUCCGUCCAUGGUAAUAGUCUCUUCAGACGUACAAUUAGUUUGGGAGUUGACUAUAGUGGGGAUAGCUAUAAUUUAUAUAGCAGGGGCCUUAUAUAUUGUAAUGAUACACGGCAAGAGGUUUUCCCCCUUUGUCUUAUGAAUGUAUAAAACGAAAAAGGCAGCAA